AUGUUGAUUAUGGGAACUCGAGCCGCUGCCUUUACGGCAAAGGUUCGUAGUUUAAAUGAUUAUCAACUUCGACUUCUUCACGGUAUACUUCCUGUACCAUCCGGUGUUGAUAUCGCAAAUACUCUUAAAUAUUUCUCUCAAACGUUAUUAACCGUUUUAAAAGAUGUACCCAAUUCACCGUUACAAAUGUUAAAAUCUAAAGAAAAAGAUGCCACAAGAUUAGGACUUUUUCCUAAUUUAGAAUACAAAGGAUUGUAUAGAGCUAUCACCCAACUCCUUGAAGUUGCUCCUUUAAUCCAAUAUGGAAUUCAACCUUUUGGUACAUCCAUUCUUCAAUGUCUGGGAUGUCUUCUUCCGUUUUUAGAUAAUGAAAUGAUUGAUUCAUUGCCUUAUCUGGUAGCAUCUGCUCUGGCAGUGUUACCUUCUUCAUUACAUCAGGAAGUCAUUAAUUCUUUAUGUUUUUAUAUUUUACCAUUUACCAUAACGAGAAAAACUGAAGAGGAAGAAAGUUAUGCUAGCCAAUCAGUAACUUCCGUGAUAAUGCUCGUGUUUCAACAUUGCUCAUCUUUAUCACAUCAUUGUCAACUCAUUGAAUGUUUAAUGGCUUUGAAACCUGGUGUUGCCCGUGAUAUUCUAUGCGUGAUCGCUCACGGGACGUCCACGGCAAGAGCAUCUGCUGCAAAACUUCUUUUUUAUUAUUGGCCAACAUUUAAUCCCAAUAUAUGGGACAUAAAAGGAAAUCAACCGAAAAUAUCCACUGAUUGGACGUCUUUUGUGUGUCAACGUGACAUGUGUCCAAAUGCUGGAAAUGCGGAAGCUGCUAAAGUUUGUUACGAUCAUUGUAUAUCCAUAACAUUUUCCACGGAUUCACCUCCGCCUCUUUAUCUCUGCAUUGAAUGUGCGAAUACAAUUCACAGAGAACAUCCAAAUCAGAUGUUUUAUGAUAUUUUGCAUCCCAUGCAAAACAUUUCUUCAUUUUGCGAAAACAAAAAUUGUCGAGCACAAGAUAAACAUGCCGUAUCCAUAUGCUUUGCUUCCGAAUGUGCCAGUUAUAAUGGUAAUCAUCCGAUUAGAUUUUGUCAGCAGUGUCAUAAUAACAGGCAUAAUAACCGAAGAGGAGGUGAUCAUAUCGUUCAUCGUAGUUUACCUCCUGUUUGGGAUUUAGAUGCAGAAAUGCAGGUUUACCUGAUAGAAUCUGUGGUAAGUCUUUUGAAAGAAGCAAAACCAGGAGCAAAUAGUCCAAAUAAAGAUGGCCACGAAAAUGUCAAAUCAACCAUGUUAAAUCCUCCACCUCCAUCUGAUAAUAUGACAUUAGAAGAAAGUCAAUUAUUGGGAAGAUACGGCGUUUGUCUUCUUGUUGGACUAUGCACCCCAAGAGAAGAUACCUCACCGCAAGUACUUGGUAGGUUGCUAUCAAUGCUUUUUCACUGGUUUUACGUAACAGCAUACCUUUACGAUGAUCAAGUUCUCAAUGAAGGUACUAUUGAAAAACUCAAAAAUGAACAUGUCUGUGCAUGGCUAAAUGAUGUGGCGAAAACUCAUUUUAAAGUAUUUGUGUCUUGCUUGAUGCCUCAUCCGCCUGAAUAUGCAAGAGUCGGAGGACACUGGGAUACAUUAACUUCCAAGACAUGCCAUUUAAAAGAAGGUUUACAUCGCUUACUUUGUCUUGUGCCUUAUGAGGUUGUUAGCAGCGAAACUUGGGAACAUAUUAUGCCCAGAUGGUUAGAAGCAAUUGUCACGGACGUUCCUGCAAGAGAAUUGAAUGAAUUAAAAUUACUUUUAAGUAAAAUUUUGGAUCCUGUUAUGAGUCCACUAGGUUUUGACACCAAAAAAAUGUAUCGAUUUUUAAGUAUAAGGUUUAAAAAAACAACUUCCAAAGUACAAGAACAAGCAUUAAAUUGGCUCCAGGUUUUAACAACUUUGGAAAUUGUAGUACCUUUAUCUCUUUUAUUUUCUAUAUUUAAUGAUGGAAUAAAAGUAAUGCAACCGAGUGUAAAGAGUAAAGAAAAAAGUAACAAUCAUCUCGUGGCAGAAGAAGAAUCUCGAAGAACUCCUGUAAAGGAAGAAGACUCAGGAAAUGCUUCACCUUUAUCCGAUGACUACACACCUGCAUUAAAAAACCAAGAAUUAGAAUCAGACAUUGAACUUGAUUUAUCAUGUUGUAUUUUAAUGUUAGAUAUACUUUUAAAACAAAUGGAACUUCAAAAUAUUGAAAAGCAUGGUGGCAUAACAACUUCUUUAGCUCAAGACAUUUGGCAACUCUUAAAAUCUAUGCUAGCAGCACAAUGGUCUGAAGCACAUCAGUGCGAACAAAGAGAAUGUGCUCAUUGCGAAGCAAGGGUAAUGUGGUAUCAAUUGGUUUUACAACUUGUCACCAUAAUAAAUCCAGAAGAAUCAGCUCAUCCACCAGAUACGUUUGUAGAAGAAGGACAAAGUGAAGAAGGACAAAGUCGUAAAAGCCCUCCCGAGAAUGAAAAGAAGCAAGAUACCAAAUCAGAAGUGGUUAUUAAUAUGCCUAUUCCUUUAUUGGAAGUUCACACAGUCGGGGGUGUUCUUGUUCAUAUGCCACAUAUUAUGACUGCAACUGUUGAAACAGUAGCAGAACAAUUAGAUUUAGCUCCUGUUGUUGCUGCAGAAAGAAUACUUCCAGCUGUUGCUAGACAAGUAACCAUCUCUGAUGCAGAUGUUGCAACUGCUACUGCUCAUGUAGCAAAAGCAACAUUGGUUGGUGAAAAUGAUCAAUUACUAGAAGCAACACAAGAAGAUGCAGAAAAUUUUUGGCAAACUUCUGAGGGAAAAUUUCAUUUUGUCAUUGAUGAACUUCCUGGUCAUUUGCAACUUUUGCAUACUUUACUUAACUCAUUACCUAAAUCAAGUGUAUCAGAACUUUAUUAUGCUCUUCAGUGUAUUUAUAUAUUGGUAUUACACGGAGAUGCCUUUACAAAAGCUUCAAAAGAUCACCGUGGUUUUUUUAUAUGGUCUCAAGAAAAUUUACUUAUAAAAAAUCUAUGGGAAUUUUGCAAUGCCAAUGAGUCUCACAUAGGUGAGGUUGUUGUUCCUUUACUACUUCAUUGUAUUACACUACCUGCUGGUUCUGACACUUUUUGGAAAGUUGUUCAGGAAGAUUUUCAAAAUGUGGAUUGGAAAGUUCGGUUUACAGCUGUGGAACGUGUAACUGUCAUUGCCAGAUUUAUGGAUCAAACACCUUUGUACAACGAAUUCGUUCUUCAAGCAGCUCUUGCAAACGUAUUUUGCUAUUUAAUUCUAAGCAUGGACGAUGAAAAUGUACAAGUUGCACAGAGAGCUACCUUAUAUUUAGGAACCAUUCAUGAUUCAUCAAUAAAAUCGUUAGUUGGAUGCUUGGAAACCCAAUUUGACACCGUAAUAGUAGAUCGACCAGUCGUUUUACAGGCUAUAUACCAACUUCACAAUUGCCUUAGCGAUAGAAAAAUUUUGACUUGGGAUUUUUUUUUAAGUCGAUUUGAUGCAUUGUUUUUGGAAGCACAAAUAAAUCUUGAAAAAUCAGGAGAUAUUUCUUUCGUUAGAGAUUUGCGUAAUUCGAAUUUAAGUUGUGAAUCAUUUACGAGAAAACUCAAUCGAGCACACGAAGCUUUGUCAAGAUCGGAAAGUUCGAAUGAUAGUUCUUUAAAGACAUUAAGUGCAUCUUUCGGACCGAAAUGGCCGUAUAAAAGAACGAUGUCAGCACCGGCAUCAAUGGUACCUCAACCAGAUACAAAACAGGACAAAGAAAAAAUAUACAGCAGACAAUAUUCGGCACCGAUACUCAAAAGGAAAAGUUCACGAUUCGGACUGGGUCAGUUUUUAGGCUCUGUGCCCCCAAAUAACAGCUUGCCAGGUAGAGUAGGCAAAAAGCAUUAUGGGCACAUACAUCAGUUAGUUGCCGGUGAUGAUUCAGGUUUGGCGGGAUUAACUCGCGUUUUAAAUUUGGAAGGAAACGAUCACGAAACAAUUCAUCUUCUUAUUUUUCUACUUAUGCAGUUUAUGUCUAGAUCAGAACAAGCUUUUCCAAUGGAAGAACGAUCUACGGCGAAAACGCAAGGAAUAGUUCUUAGACAUUUAUUUCUUCUUCUUGGCUACAGCCAACAAGAAAACACAUUUUAUUUUCCUCCUCAUAGACUAAGAAUUUCUCCUGUGUUUAACGCAUUUUUAGCAAAUUUUCCACAAGUUUUGGAUCAGAAUCAUUUAAUGGGAUGGAUGGUUGCUGGACCAGGCAUGGCCGUUCUUCAACAUUGUCCAGCGGGUAGAAGCAGCUCAACGUCUACCCCUUCGUACACGUUGUGGCUUUUAGAGGCUCACACAAGAAGAUGUUGGCUUAUGUCUGUUUUAGUCCUUGUAUAUAAAUAUAACUACAGUCAACAGCCUCAAGCUACUCAACUAACUUCACUUAUUAGGAUUGUGCUGAAUACAAUUUGUGCUCAGCAUCACGUUUGUAAGAGAGUGCCAUCGUCCGUCAUUAUUAGUAGCACUCAAUCUCGUUCAAGAGAGGCCAGUCAACCUUCCCUCGGAGGCGAUAAAGAAGAUGGAAAUAAUACGAUGGACAAACAUGAUAGCCCUCCCGUAUCACCUAAAUGUUCAAUAAAUGGUAAGCAAAAGAAUUUUUCACAAAAGUCUCCGACUGGUCAAACAACGCACUGGGAAGAAUCAGAAGAUAAAAUGAAUUACACCUGCAGUGAAUUAGAAGAACAUAAGGCUGAAAAUGAUAUAGAAGGCUCUGAUAAACCUUAUUUAGAUAAUGAUGACGCAGGACGAAAAUCAUCUUUACACGAUAAGAAUACGGAUGAUAGUGGAAGAAAAUGCGGCAUAAAGCAAGGUGUUAUGAUGAUGGUAGCUUCUUCUUUUUUUACAUCAUCCCAACCUGUAACUUCGAAGACGACAAAUUUUUACAACGGUACUGCUCCACAACCCAAACCGACACCAUCGAGGCCGUUAAUGGCAGCCAAUUGUAAUGAAAGAAGAUCUAGUCUUGCAUGUGCGGUAGCUACAGCUAUGCAACCGGUAGUUGCAACUGCUACAGUCGUUUCCGCAGUUCCUAAACAAGCUUCUAGUGGAAAAAGUACUGCAUCCACUUCACCGCUUUCAAUUUGUUCUCCUCCACCAACUUACAAAGUAGAAAGCCCUCAAAUCUCGCGGACCGAAAAAUGUCGAAUUUCGGAAAACACCCGAGGAAAACUCGGUUAUUCAACAAGUUUAGAAUCGACAUCAAUAUCUACUACCAAUCAUUCUCCUGAGCUUACCGUUUCGUCUCCAAAACCGGUUACUGCACCCUGGCGAAUCGAAAACGCUCUCACCUGUUCAACGGAAAAAAAAAGUUCUAACGAUAAUUUAAGUCGAAUAAUAGAUUUCGAUACUCAUUCUUAUGGAUCACCAGAAUCUCCUUUAUCAAAAAUGGACAUAAUCACAUUAGGGUCUCCGGUUGACGUAGAUAAUAUAUGUACAAAAGAAAAUUGCAUUAAUAAAGUAACCCAAUUAGAAAUGCCUCCAUUGGAGCGUCUUUUACCUGUUGGACCUUCUCAAGAUAUCAACGCAAUAACCGAUAAACUACAUAAAUCUCUAGCCAAUGGAUGUUGCUUAAAUUUACCUCAAGAUCAAAUUUCAACGGAAAAGAAAAAAAAAGGUGAAGGUCAACAAGUAAAAAGUGAAAGAGGUUCAAAGCAAGGAAGUUUGGAAAAGCCUGAAUUUCGUCGAGGACGUUCGUCAAGUCCUAGGCGCCUAAUUAAACAAGUGGCAUUAGCAGAAUCACCUCCUGAAGAUGAACCUCACAGUUUUUAUCGCGGAGUUCAUUCUGAUAAGAAACAUACUUUUGGAAAAGAAAAAUCUGACGAAAGUAACAGGAAAAAAAAUGAAAAAGUUGCUGGAAAAAGAAGACGAAAAGUUGGUUUGUUUUCAAUGGAAACAGUUCCGAGAACUCAUCUUCCCAGAAGACCUGGUUCUUGGUGUGGAAAUCAACAACCUCUUCUUGAUCCUGCAACCCAACAGGCUUGUCACGCUGCACUUAAUUUAAGACAAAGUUCUUUUCGAAUUGGAGACGAUUGCGUUUUACAAAGAUGUGCAGAAUGUGGAGCACCGAGAGAAGAAUACAGCGACGAAGAACUGGGAUUAUGUAUUGUUAUUUUAGGGACUUUUAUUCAUCGGGAACCAGGAUUAGCCGCUCCCUUGCUUCCAAAAAUUUUAUCAACCGUUGCCAAAUUAGCAUUGAAAGCUGGAUAUUCGUGGCAAACGGAAGGAGGUACUUAUUUGCCAGGUGGAGCUGUUGCUGUUGCACAUCAAUUUCUUCGCUGUAUUUUACAUCAAUUGGCUCCAAAUGGAGUUUUUUAUCAAAUGUUUCAAACUCAUGUCGAAGAAUCGGCUAGAACGGAAUUUUUUCGUAGCGUUGCUCAAGCCUUAAUAGAUUUUAAUGAAUUAUCACCGAGUGUUCCCUUACAAUUGCUUCUGGAGACGUUGAACGCUAAAAAAACCUUAGUGCCUGACACGGUUAUCGUGAUAUGUAAAAACAUGUCAGCAUAUAUAGAAAAUUUGCCUUUGGAGGUUGGACCCGUACAACCGGGAAGUCCUUGGUUAACUUUGUUGGCUCAAAUGGAACUUUUUUUUCGUCGGAUUGUUCUACUACUCCCGUCCAUUGAUAACGUACUUGCUCCAUUGGCCGUAAUGGCAUCAGUAUUUAGAUGUCCAGGAAUUUCUUCUUGCAAAAGCAUUUUAGAACCGUUUUCGAAAAUUUUGAGUUUCGUCAUACAAAAUGUCGUCGUUGAUUUAAGUACAAUAACGGAAAUAUGUCAAUUAUGCAACAGAGCAUUUACGCGUGACAGAGAAAAACAAAUGUUGACAAGAAUGUUGAUCAUCGAAUUAGUUCAAGCACUUAAAUUUAAAACAACAUUACCCGAUUCUAAUUUUUUAAUGCUUAUCAAUUUCGUAAUACAGGACACCGGAAGUUGUUUGGUACAAAAUGGAUUUUCACCGGGAGCAUGUGAUAUAUUUGCAACGGGAGUAAAUGCGGCUGAAAUAAUGCGACAGCAUUUAUCCGAUGCCUUGGAUUUUCUUGCCGAUUUUCACACCGUCAGCAAAAUUAAGAGUUUUUGUCAAGGUGAUUCUGGAGGUUUAAACGAGGAUACGUUGGGAGGAGCUUUGAAAUCGGGGAUGGCACAAUACGUGGCUUUAGAAAUGGCAAGAGGUACAAGGGAUAAUCGUGCAAUCGCUAGACAUUUACCUUGGCUCUACAACGCACCGACUACGCUACAACAGGGUCCCAGAGAAUUUUUAGAAUGUAUGGGUCACGUUCGUCUUCUUUCGUGGCUUCUUUUGGGUGGACUUUUUCAAAGUCUAACAGGUCAUUCCCCGUGCAUUCCCGUUCCACCGGAAGCAUCCUGUCACGUUGCAGAUCACAUACAAGUUAUAUUUACCGGUUUUGCCGGCCAAUCGAAAGCUUCCGUUUUACACAUGUCAUCAUUAUUUCACGCAUUUAUUUUAUGCCAGCUUUGGACGGUUUACAUAGAAACGGGAGCAAAUAGUAAUCCUCCUGGAUCAGAACCACACACUGUACACAACAAUAUACUUUUAGAUUUUUGGGGAAAAGUCACUCCCUGCGUUUUACAAUUGGUUGCACAUUCAAAAGUCCUUGCGGAAAUGGUAAAUUUACAUUUUUUAAGUUUAUUAGAAGCAUUAUUAGAAGUGAACGCUUCCAUUUUAGGAAAAUUAAUGCCGUUGUGGAGUCCCGUUUUAUUCGCACAUCACGUUCAGUUGCCAGGUCAUUUACAAAUGAGAUUACAAAAUUGUAGAAAUUUUGCUCCCAACAAUCCUCCGAGUAAUACUUUACUAGCAAAAUGGUUACAAAGACUUCAAUUUAAAAUGGGACAAAUUGAAUUACAAUCAUCGGCUGCAACACAAUUUUAUUCCGUUUAA
Pediculus humanus corporis (human body louse) is the source of this 7914-nucleotide messenger RNA. RefSeq lists its product as uncharacterized. Gene Ontology annotation, molecular function: protein binding. NCBI's taxonomy places the organism in Eukaryota, Metazoa, Arthropoda, Insecta, Psocodea, Pediculidae. The record is from RefSeq and is a predicted model, not a curated record. The transcript is spliced from 44 exons. The coding region runs from base 1 to 7914 and encodes 2637 amino acids.